GCAGCACCGCUGCGCUAGGCAUGGCCGAGAGCACCUUUGCAGGAGCGGAAGGGAAGCGAAUGGCUAGCCAGGGGCCAGAGACAUGCACCCUCAGGCCAGCCUCUGCCCCGGCUGGUGGGAAGAUGAGAGGCAGCCCAAGCUCACCAAGGCUCCCCCCGGGCUGGAGGAGAGCAAGCCAGCAAGAGGUGGGCAGCAGCCAGGGAGCCACCGACACGCCCAGCCUGUGCCACAGUGCAACGGGGACCCUCCCAGCUGCAGGCAGGGGCCAUGCCAGCUGCGCUCUGCCCAGAGGGAGCAUGGGGAAGCUAUGCCCCGAGAACGCGGCCCGGGAACGCAGCCGCGUGCGGACCCUGCGCCAGGCCUUCCUGGCGCUCCAGGCUGCGCUGCCCUCGGUCCCGCCAGACACCAAGCUCUCCAAGCUGGACGUGCUCGUCCUGGCCACCAGCUACAUCGCCCACCUGACCCACACCUUGCACCAGGGCCAACUGCCCCCCGAGGCAGCCCCACUGGCGAGGGCGCCCAGCUUCCUGCACCCCAUGAAGAAAUGGCCCAUGCGGUCCCGUCUCUACGCUGGAGCCUGGGGAGCGGAUGUUGCUGACCUGCCUGCAGCUUCGCCCGCAGCCCCCAGCAGCAGGAUGAGGAGGGGCUGUGAGGGGGGCAGCCCUGUGACACUUCCCAGCCUGCAGCCCAGCGCUCCAGCUCCCUGCAUGGAACCGAGCCCGAGGCCGGCCGAGCCGGCUGCCUGGCCCCACGGGACCCCAGCACUCUGCAGGGCUGGCCCAGACUCGCCUCGUCUCUGAUCUCCCAGACCCUGGCAGCAGCAGCCAUGUGACCCCGGCUGGCACCGCCUCCUCCCAUUGGCUCCAGCCUCCUCGGGGUCUCUGCUGGCCCCAUUGCCCCCGCUCUCAGCCGACCCGGCCUGGCCAGCAAGGAAACGCAGGCAAUGGACUGAUCCCCUCCCUGCAGGGAGACAGCCGGGCUCCCAGGCCGAGAGGAAGAGGAGGGAAGAGAUGGGGGAGGAGGAAGGCCUCAGGCCAGAGAGCAGGUGGGAGCCACAUCACAGUGUGCCUUCCCAGCCCUUGCCGUGGUCCCCAACCCCACAUUCCAACUCACGCUGUGCAAUCCGGGUUUGACGGGCAGCAUGGUCUGGUCCUGGACAUCUGGACUCCUGGGUUCUGUUCUCACUGACGCAGUUGGUAGCCUUGGGCGGAUCUCCGGAGCAUGUAGGGAUGGGAUCCAAGCCAGGAGCCACCUCAUCCGCAGUCCCGGCUCUCACAGUGGCCAGUGCCAGGCGCUGAACAGGGUGGGUCCCAGAAACCCGCAGUGGCAGCUGCAGUUAAUCUGCCCCGAGAAGGUCUCCCUGGUCUCUAAGCAGGAGCCGCUCAAGGCCUGAAGCUGGGGUUUCAUUCGCUGCCCCGAAGUGCUCUUAAGGCCGAGUUCAGGCUGAGUGCUGACCCUGCCAUGUGUCCACCCACAGCAUGGCCUGCACUGAGCCUCAGUCCCAUCUCGGUACCCUUGGGAGCCCGACCGUCCCCUGCAGUGCAGACGGGCAUCCAGGACACUCCCUGUGCAUGUGGCUUGGACAGCAUUAAUGGGGGGAUCGCCCCAAGCCCUGCCCAGCGCUAUGUGCCUAACUCAAGUCAGUGCCCCAGCAUGGGGACCUUUGAGCGGUUUGGCUAUUAAAGUGGGUGCCUUACGGGCAAACGCCCUCUCCCCGUACCACUAACCCUCCUCCCGCCCAUGCACAGUGGGUCCGUAGCACCCCCAGGGUUACGGAUGCACCAGGAUUUACAUUUGAACCAGGGCAAAACAGAGCUCCAGCCAUUGCAUGUUUCGCUGUACGGUGUGAUUUGUACCUGCCCCAUGUGGUCUGGGCACGGCUCACGGUGGUGGCGGGGGUGGGGGGGGGCGCUGAGGUCUGCUGCAGCUGUUGUGAAAGACCCUGUCAGUAAAUGUUUUCUAGUGUCCAACAUGCCUGCAGAGCCCCUCCCACACGGACCAGCCUGCUGCAGGGGGCGCAGCGCUGGGGGGCGCUGGGUUCGCCUGGCCUGGAGGAGUUUGUGUGGGAAGCACUUGGCUGGGUUUAUUUUCCUCGAUAAAGGCGAGUUCCUGUUUCACGGGAGGUCAGCGGACAGGUGCUGCCUUGGUCCCUGGCUCAGGACUUGCAUGCCAGUGUGGAUGCCCUUCUGGGCGCUCGGACCCCUCCGCAAUUCCUGGCCUGGCGUUGCUCACUCUCAUGCCUGGGGUUCAGGGCGAGGAGAGGAGCAUGGGGCACAGGGCUGUCCCCUGGCCGCAGCCAUUUUCUUGCAUCUUUCAGCUGCCUUUUCUCGCAGCCCUGCUCUUCUCCUGGACGACUAGCUAUGGAGUUGGCAGUGCCAGUGCCAGAAGCAGGAACUUCUCCCUGGAAAACCCACCAUACACAGCACAGCCUGACCAAGAGUUGCCAGGGCAGGACUUGGGCAUGCAGGGCUUGGGUGCCACCCGGGCGGGCUCAGUGGCCACAGCCUGCCUGAGAACAGGCACAAGGGACUGCUGGUGGCUCCCCCAGCCUUGCCUGUUUCCCAGAGGGGCCGUAGUGGGCAGCAGCUGAAACCAGGCCCCAUGGUGAGAUCAGCCAGUCUCAGCCCCAGGUGUGUGCCAGGCAUGUUACCAAAUGUGGCCGUGUUGGGGUGUCCCUAAAUCGCUGGGUCCCCUUGCUGGGACCACAGGGCCUACAGCGGGGACCCUGAGCACAGCCAUUCUCCGGCCAAGCUGAGACACGGGAAUUUCCCAGCACUCAGAAGAAUCGGCUCUUAAACAGCGAGCAGGUUUCAACCUUCAUCAUAGUGCAACACCACUGCCUUCCAAACAGUGACUGUCACUUACACUGGCUCUGGAGAGUCCUGUGAGCCAGAGGCAGCCCCUCUUUGAACCUUGCCAGAUACUUGCCUCACAACUUCCUGUGGCAGUGAGUUUCACAGGCUAAUUAUGCAGCAUGUAACCAAGUCUGUAUUACUUCCUUUGAAUGUCCUUGAUGGUCCCCUUAGGCUUGUGCUGUGGGGUUUGGAGAGCAGAAUCUGCCUUCUCUGAGCAUCCUGGUUUUACAGCCUUGUAGCACAUCCCUUCUCUGUCCCCCUGGAAGGCAACAAGCCCAAUCAUCUGUCUCUGCAUAGCUGAGAUUUUCCAGCCCGUGUUGCCCUCUGCUGACCCUCCCGCUCUGCUCUCUCCUUGGCAGGGGAGGGCCCCGCACUGCACAUGGUGUCUCUGGAUUAUUCACCACCUCCUUCCUUGUGCAACCCAAUACUUGGGCUCUGUCCCCCAGGCGCUCCCUGCCCCCGUGGGGGGCUGGGCCAAUGCACAGCUGGGGUGCAGCUGGGUCCGGCCCAGAGAAAGGGGGGACCUGGCCCAGCCAGGCAGCCAACUCCUGGUGCUGCGGGUGGGAGGCUCUGGAGGGGCUGCCGGUGCAGUGAGAGGAACCAGCAACCCAGCUCCAUGGGAAAGAGGCCAGGGCCAAGGCUAGGGCUGUAAAUCUGUCUGGCACCUGGACAGCGUCCCGCUCACUAACGAGGCCGCCUUCUCCUCCACUCAGCUGCCUCUGCCGGGAAGCGGGGUCCUUCACGGCACAGCUGGGGCCUGGGGAGCACUUCCCCCCAGCCACCCAUGUGCCAGCCCUGCGUGCCCCCAGCUGUCAGCAAGGAGCCACUGGGAGCAGAGCCGUGGGGCCCCUCACUGGGGAUGGCUGGAUGCAGCUGCCCCAGACAGCUGGUCUCCCUGUCCGCGGGCUGGGCCGGGGGUCUGGACGAAUGGAGGGACAGACAGGCAGGGCCUGGGGCCCAUGCUGCUGUGCUUUGAGCCUGCAGAGCAAAUGUGGGGGGGAGUUCGGUGCUGCAGAGUGUUGGGGGGGCAGGGGUUGGAGCUUCAGCCUCUGGCAGCUGGAGCCCGCCUAGGGGCCAGGACAAAUCACCCCCCCAUUCAUGUCUGGAGAGGGGCUGCCCUCGGCCACAGGUUCUGUUCUGCCCUUGCCCAGCACUCAGGGCCCAGCUCUGUGCAUGCAGCGACCCCCACCCCACCCCUCCCCCACGGCCCUGCCCUGGGGUUACUGCCUGGCCAGGAUUUGACCCGCCUGGCCCUGUUUUUUAGGGAUUUGCAGUUGCCAGGAAAAGACCGGCCUGUGCUGGGCUGUCUGACAUGGGGCCAAAGCAGGGUUCUCCAACAUGGGUCGUGAGCUGUGACCCCCCCCCCCGUGUCUUUGAUUUCUAGGGGGGCUGGGUGCACUCAGAGGCUUCCUGUGUCAAUGCAAAACAUUUGAGAACCACCGGGCUCCAGCGUCGUGUCUCCCCGUGCGCCAGGCUGGCCAGUGUGAAAGGCCUGGGGCCAGCGAGCGGGGCUGCCCUCUUCCCACAGACACAGGACAGGCGAUGCCCGAGCAGCCUGUGGGACAGACAGCGGCUGGCUGCCCCCGCCACACGAGCGGCCGUGCAGGAUUGAGUCACGCAUGUGAGGAGCCGUGCGAUGUGCUCUCAGUUGUGCCGAGCUGUGUUACCUCACUAGGUGCUAGGCGUGGCUGCUAGGGGAGGGGGCAGGGUUCCCUGGUGGGGCUGGGUUUUUUGAAGCUCAAAGGUGGUAACCCUACCUGCCCCACAGCCGUGCCCAAGCCCACUGCAUUGUGCCAGCCCAGCCCUGGGCCCCAUGGUGCCAGCUCCUGCCUGCUCGCAGGCACUCCCAGCCCAGUAGC
This is a messenger RNA of Dermochelys coriacea (leatherback sea turtle), 4714 nucleotides long. It is a transcript of the gene TCF23, whose product is annotated as transcription factor 23. Bases 21 to 800 code for a protein of 259 amino acids. The transcript has 3 exons. Gene Ontology annotation, biological process: developmental process; regulation of transcription by RNA polymerase II. The record is from RefSeq and is a predicted model, not a curated record. Gene Ontology annotation, molecular function: RNA polymerase II transcription regulatory region sequence-specific DNA binding; protein dimerization activity; DNA-binding transcription factor activity, RNA polymerase II-specific. Lineage: Eukaryota; Metazoa; Chordata; Testudines; Dermochelyidae.